CUUUAAGAUGUAGAUUCAUGUUUUUAUACAUUUUACAUUUGAUCAUCAUUGGACAACCUUAAAAAGUUUGAUCAUCUUGUACUGUUGUUAGCUACAUAACACACUUGGAAUUCUGCACAUGAUUUGGUCCACAAUGACUCCUCAUCUCAAGAAUGAUUCUUCUAGAAGAUAAGCUUAAGGAAGGGAUAGAUGCCAAGAUGCUGAGCUUGUCCUUGAGGGCAUCAUAUCAUUAUUCAUUCUCCAAGCUUGAGGAGUCAAGACGUUGUGAUGUCAUCACCAGAUAUCACUGUUGGUUUGGACGUGGAUAAACCAGAGGUGGUCUGUGGACAAACUUGUGUGGUGUAUGCAGUGGAGGAAGUUAUUAUGACACACCAUCUACUACAGGACUGUUCAUAAACAUUACUUGUAGGGGGGCUUUGCUUGGCUCACUGACAGAUGGUGUAGAAGAUUGCUUUGUGCUCAGUUGAGUGAAAAGUUCAGACCAGAGCAGAUUGGAGUUUGGAAACAGUCUGAUGAGGCAUGCAUUGUACUGCACUGUACAUCCACGUUUCUUUAUCUUAUACCUUUGUUUGGAGUUUGUUGGGAAUUAUUUUGUUCUUUGAUGAGAAUAGCUGAUUAUUCAUGUCGGUUGCACAAAUUCUUCAAUUCUAUCAGGCAGAUCCUCGAACCCAGGGAUACAGAAUGAUGCAAGCCGGUCCAGCAGGUGGGGGUGCAGCGCCGAACGACAUUCCCCCAAUCCAAGCCCUCUACCUGGCAGCAGCCAGCCAGCUCCAGCCCCCUAUCACCGUAUCUGCCAAGGAAGAGGACGAUGUGGAUGACAGCUUACCGCCAAGUGGAAAAGAUUGCUUCGGUGACGAGCGACACACUUUAGGGGACAUGGCCCGUUUCUUCAACAGUGGUCUACUGAGUGAUAUUAAGCUCAGGGUUGGGUUUGAGUGUUACAGCGCUCAUAAACUCAUCUUAGUACGAUCCAGUGAGGUGUUUGAGAGAAUGUUCAGCAAGGAGUGGACAGAUCCCAGUAAAGCAGAAGUUGAGUUAAUAGAGGAGCCAGAAUGCUGUGAUGUCUUUCCAGCCUUUCUCAAGUUUCUAUACAGCUGUCACAUUGUUCUUACUGUUGAGAACACCCUCCCCAUCCUCAUGCUUGCAGAUAAGUACAACGUAGGUGACCUGCGCCAGGUGUGCGUCAACUUUGCCACCAAAAGUAUCAUCCCAAAGCUACCACUGAAGGAUGUGUUUCAUGUGUGGUAUCAGUAUGCCACAAAAUGCUACCACCACUGUUUGAUCUCGUCUUGUAUUGCAGCUCUCUCACCUAAAGCUGAUGACAUAAUGUCCCUACCUGAGUGGAACCUAGAGUGGUUGGCCCUUGACACAGAGCAGUUGAUUCAGUUCUUGAAGAGCUCAGAUCUGACCAUCAGGAAUGAGUUGACUUUGUUCAGAGCUCUCGUCAAGUGGAUAGAAUCUCCAAAACACCCUGAACGACAGAGUAAGCAGAAGGAGUUUCUCCAACAGAUGAUCAGUUACAUCCGCUUCCCGAUGAUGACUUCGGAGCAGUUGGAGCAACUUGAGCAUCAUCGCAUGGUAGAGCUCCAUCCUGGUCUGUUCAUCCCUUACCUGUUGCAGGCCUACAAGUACAAUGCCAUCUCCCUGGAGGCCCGAUGCAACAACAAAGAUUUCACAGCCUCAAACUUUCUACUGCGGAAUUACACUGACCUACGCUGGGACAAACGUAUCGUUCUAUCUGGAUACUCGUGCUUUGGGAGACUCACUGAAUUCAUGCCGCGGUUUUCAACACGAUCAUCUUCAUACCCACACACCAGCUGGGACUGGGAGUUGAAGAUUUACCCCAAGGGUUCGUCCACAAAUAAUGAGGACUUCCGAGUGGUUCUCUACUCAAAUGUUGUCUUGGAUUUGCCGCGGCCAAUGGAAUACAUGAUCUCAAUGGUGAAUAGUGAAAAUGUGCUGGUAUCCGUCUCAGGAAAAAAGAACUUUACAAAAUCACGAUACACAGCCGACUCGGAUCUGGAUAAAAAAGUAUCGGUGGACGAGUUGUCAGCACCGAACUCUCGCUUCCUGGUGAAUGAUAACGCCAUCCUACAGGUCAUGAUCAAACCAUUACAGUGACGGAUUUACUCCGGAAAAGAAAAGCUUACAUCUACAGAGAACAAAAUGAGCCAAAUCAACAGAUAACCAAAGUACAUUUGAGGCAUUUACAAAGUGUCAGUUUAUAAUCUUCCUUCAUUGUUGGAAGUUCAGUGUUGUUAAAACUGUCUUUAAAGUUGAUGAGGUUCAUAACCCUGGCCUUCACUCAGACUGUUUAAGAAGUGUUGCCAAAAUUUUUGCCGGGCAGUAGUGCAAGUGAACAAAUAGAUUUAACCAUUUAAAAUGGACAAUUAUUGUGCAAGAUUGUACUGCUCAUCUGCAUGAAGCUAUUUAUAUAAAGUGACCAAAGUUUCAUUGACACUAAUUGUGUGAUGUCUGGAAGUGAUGAGAGGUCAAAGUUCAACUAACAGAACAAUCAAAACAACAUGUGGUUUUUCAGACUGUAGCAUCACAUCUUGCCAAAGGAAUCUUUCAUACCCUUGAGACGGUUGAUAAUCAUGAUUGAAGUGAACGAACUAUGAGUUGAUCAUGUGGAGACUUUGAAUGAGCACGGCUUCUUCAAGUGUUUUGUGUGUGUCCAUUGUUGAGCCUUUCACAAAACUCAGGAAAUUUGUGUGAAGGAAAAGUGGAUAGUGUGAAAAGCAUGAGAUGCCCUGUUGCAUGUUGACAGCUUAAUAUAGGCCUAGUGUUCUAUUUUUGUAUUUUGAAGUUAGGAGUAUUCAAGCAUUGUUUGUUGUCAUUUUGUCACAAUAUCCAAAACCAGUGCAGUAUAAUAAUAGUAAUGCGCGGUUUAAAUGCUUUAUCAUACCAUUGGGUAACUCAAAGCACUCUUUUCUUUUUUAUUACAAGACCCAUUUAAUUACUAAGCACCUUGUAUUUGCAAGGUUUGCUUGGUUUACAACUUGUUAUAUGUAACGCAAUCUGCAGCCAACCAUGUCAAAACACACUGGGUUGAACCCCUUCUCAUCAAUAAGUGUACAGUUUAAAUAGACAACUCAUGGGACCUACGGCUUUAUGUCCCAAAGGAAGAUGCAAUUAAAUGGUUAAGUGUCUUCCUUAAGGGUCAAUACGGGACUUGAACCUGCACUCAACAGAUCAGAAACUCAAGAGUUUGAGUCCAGGGGUUAAUUUCACAAAGCAAUAAAAGUUCAUCGCAAGACAAAUUUCCAGUAUUGCCAUAGUAAUUUGUAUUGUGACAUCACACUUUACUUAGCAACUAUGAUUGAUUUGCAGUUAAAAUCCAUCUCAGCUCUUUGUGGAAUCGGCCCUCGUGUGAUUGACGGUCAGGCCCCGACACCCCCAUAAAGAAGUUGUUCAAUGUUUGUUAACAACACUAAGCGAAAGAAUGGUACAAGGUCUAGAACAUUAAUUUAAAACCGUUAGGGUCGUGGCCUUGUGCCAUGGCUGUAGGAUAAAGGAAUGCGAUAAAGGACAGAGCCAAAGGCUCAAAGGCUCCAUCCUUUAUCACACAGCUAUGACCCUGCAUGGUUUUAAACGAAUGUUUAAGACAGAGUCACCACUUUUUAUUCCCAUUCAUAAAUGCCCUUUUUGUUAAAAGCGUAACAAUGUUAAAAACUCUAUCGAAAAUUUAUUGUAAAUUUUCAGUUCUUGUCACGAUCUCAUACUCCAUUUUGCGAAGUGUCAAAAUGCAUGCAACGGUCAACCGCUCUGCGCGCGCACUUAUAACAUUAAUUACUGGUGUAUUUAUUGAAUUACGCGUAAAUUAGCGCCAAGCAUAAAGCUUGGGCGCCACGCCUAUGUUUAAAUACUUCUAACCGUGUUUGUAUCACAUGUUUGUAAUUCCGUAAAUAACAUAAAACAAGUGGAAUCAAAAUAUAGUUUUUUCAAAGUACCUGCGUAGGCCCACACUUAAAAUAACAUUAAUCCUUUCAUCACCAAUCCCAGAGUGCAACAAAACAACAUGGCCUCAAAUCUUACUACUCUAUCUCAGGCGUGUAAUUUUAUUCUCGAAAGGGCAAGGCCAUUUUCAGUUUGCAAAGGUACAUUGGAAAAGUUGAAAGUCAGUUGGAAACCUUUGAAAGGGCACCAAGGCCAAGACAAGGGGCACUGGAGGCCACUUGGCCUCCGUGGCCUGCAUGCAUUUCCAGGCCUGAUAUCAAUCAACAUAUCAGUUUGCAAAGGGGGGCACUAUCAUUGGAAAAUCUUAAAGUCAGUGGGAAAUCUUUGAAGGGGCACCAAGGCCUGAUAUCAAUAAACACAUCAUAGAUUGAAGGUGUGUCACCAGAGUUUUCUUGAGUUAUUCAGUUCAUUAUUCCCCUACCACAGCCAUCUUUGUUAUAACCAGUAAGUGCAAUUUCAGUAGUAAGCUACAGUAAAGUAUAAUAUCCUAUAUAUUUAUAAAAAUAAACAUUAGUGAGCUUAAUUUGUUGGCCUAGUCUCAUAGAGUAGGCUACACUUUCAAUUUGCCAUUUAUAAGUUAAGUAUUUCCUCAACUGUAACUUAAAACAUCCAUUUUGCAUGUAGAUGAAAUCAUUCACUUUUGCGAUACUUGUCUUUUAAACUCUGUAUUCAGCAAAAAAAAAUUUGUUUAAGCUAUGUUAUCUUUAUGAACCCUUUGGCCCUUUUUAAAUAUCAUAUUUAAGUCAAAACUAUUUAUUGAAGGUAGGUUCUAAUAUUGGUUAUUGUUAAUUGGCUUGAAAUUUAUCACGUACAAUCACGUUGGAAUAUGUAGUAAAAUUAGAACUAUGACUGCAAUUUCUUACAGGUAUUGGAACAUAAUUGUAAUAAUCGAUUUGUCUGUGUGGAGUAGUUUUAUUUGGCAGUUGCCCAGGUAUUGCCCAAUGAACAUAAAUUAUUUGAUAUCUUUUUAUAUUUCAUUGAUUCAUCUCAAUCUAGAAAUAAAUACGUGUGUGUUUUUUCUUUCCAUUGGAGCAAAAUUAUAUGAAAUUGUAAAAACAUUUAAACAUUUUGCUAGCAUAAAUAGUUUAUUUUUUGCAAGAUAACUGAGGUUUGAUGCAAGAAAGCUGGCUGGCAUCAUGAGUAGCAAUAACAAGAGUCUUAAAGUUGUGGUAAACUUUGCUUCUAGUCGACUCAUAAAUUGGUUAGAAAUAGAAAGCCUGUUUAUUGGCAAUAUAAAAACAAUUUACCUACCGGUUAUUUUUUUUUUUUUUGAGAACAGGAUGAACACCCCCACUCCCAUUAUAGCACUCUGCACUAAUGCUAAAAAUAGAAGCUGGGUUUUAGACAGUACGGUGUACAUGUCAAAUUUCACUAUGAACAUUGUGCCCAUACAGUUCAAGUUUUAUGUUUACUCAUAUAUGUACCGCUUGUGCAGUUUGACUCGUGGAUGCUGUUGUGAUCAAGUAAGUUGUAGAGUUGUCUGACAGGAGGGUAGCAAAAGUGACAUUGUUAGACUGCGCUACUUUGAUUUGUGAGUUGUUGAACCAGAGUCGUGCAACCAAAAAGUAGUCAAAAAUAAUGGUGGUAAUGCACAACAUUGAAAGAAUAACAGGACCAGUCUACCAUUUUUUCUGAAUAACUUUUUGUGUCUUUACUUCAUUAUAGAUGGGAUGCAAUACGCGUCAUCGACCGCCAUCUUUGAUGUAUAAACAAGGGAAAAGUGUACGUGCUGCGCGUGACCUCAGCCAAUGGUAGCUCUUCAUGCGUGCACAAUUCAUCAAAUAUGGCAGCCAGUGACGCCUAUUGCAAUCCAUCUAUAGUUAUAUUUAUGGGGGGCGGGGGGUAGUUCUUGUGUAUCUUUAUUCAGAUACAGUGCCUCUAGAUAUUGAUUCUUAUUGGUGCUGAUGGGCUUUGUUGCUAUGGCAAAUGUAAUAAACAGCAAAUGUAAUAAAUAGCUAACUUAUUGAAUGCAAAGAG
Molecule: messenger RNA, 5937 nt
Organism: Asterias rubens (European starfish)
Lineage: Eukaryota; Metazoa; Echinodermata; Asteroidea; Forcipulatida; Asteriidae
Product: BTB/POZ domain-containing protein 17-like
Exons: 3
Coding region: 622-2121 (499 amino acids)
Molecular function (GO): protein binding
Source: RefSeq, a predicted model, not a curated record